Marmota flaviventris (yellow-bellied marmot) is the source of this 897-nucleotide messenger RNA. RefSeq names its product olfactory receptor 14J1-like. Gene Ontology annotation, molecular function: G protein-coupled receptor activity; olfactory receptor activity. The record is from RefSeq and is a predicted model, not a curated record. Gene Ontology annotation, biological process: G protein-coupled receptor signaling pathway. Gene Ontology annotation, cellular component: membrane. NCBI's taxonomy places the organism in Eukaryota, Metazoa, Chordata, Mammalia, Rodentia, Sciuridae.
AUGAUUAUGACAAACAUAACCACAAGGAAUGGAUUCCUUCUCGUGGGGUUUUCUGAUGAUCAUGAGCUGCAGAUCUUGUAUGCUUUGCUCUUUUUGGUGUUGUACCAAGUGGCUUUGACAGGAAACUUCGUCAUUAUCACCAUCACAACACUGGACCAGCACCUCCAAUCUCCAAUGUAUUACUUCUUGAAGCACCUUUCCCUUCUGGACCUCUCCUUCAUUUCUGUCACAGUCCCCCAGGCCAUUGACAAUUCACUGAUGGAUGAUAACUAUGUUUCAUAUGGCCAGUGCAUACUGCACGUAUUUUCCUUCACAUCUUUGGCCUGUACUGAGGUAGCUAUUCUUACAGUCAUAUCUUAUGACCUUUAUACAGCCAUUUGCUUCCCACUGCACUACGAGAUCAUCAUGGAUCCCAGAAAUUGUCAGUGGGCUAUGAUAGCUGUGUGGGUGAGUGGAGGCAUCUCAGGAAUCUUAUACAGCAAUUUCUCCAAUUGUUUCAUAAAAUCAGCCACAUUUUCUAUCACAUUCUGUAGGGUGAAAAUAAUCCAUCAAUUUUUCUGUGAUGUCCCCCAAUUACUGAAGCUCUUCUGUUUCAAUGAUUACCUAGGAGUGAUUGGAGUAGCUGCUUUCAUGUUUGUGGUAGCAUUAGCCUGCUUUGUCUCCAUUGCAUUCUCCUAUGUUCACAUAUUCUCCACAGUUCUAAGAAUACCCUCUGCUGAAGGCUGCUCUAAGGUAUUCUCCACCUGCCUGCCCCACCUCUUUGUUGUCUCAUUUUUUCUCUCUACAGGCAUCUGUGCAUAUCUAAAACCAACCUCAGAUUCUCCAUCUGCGUUUGACUUUAUGGUAUCUAUCUUUUACACAGUGAUACCCCCAACACUCAAUCCUAGCUAUAUAUAG